UGGGGUGUCUGUGUAGUAGGAACUUUCUUUGUACUUUCUUUGUUUCCACAACCAUGCUGUUGUGUCGCUGUUGUGUUAUCUGACUUGAGGACUUGUUAAUAUCGUAUGAGGAGUGGCGAUUCUGUCGAUUCCCAAUGGCAGACGGUCUGCCUUCAGGAUUACUGGAAGCAUGUGUCGUUGUUGGACCUGCAAAUAAUAAACUAAAGGAGCUGUCCCAGUCUUUUCUGCAGGUGAAUGGAAGUCCUCUACCGCUACUCGAUCCUGAGGUCCUGCAGGUCCAUGCACCUCCGUUUUUGUCUAAAGAGAGUCUCAGUGAACCAGAUGUAGGAAACGUCAGCCAGAACCAGCAACAGCGCUUCUUCAUUAAGAAGAAAAAUGAUAGACCUGUUAUUAAGGCUGGAAACCCCAAAGAAGAAACCACAGAGGAUGUUCGUGUUCCCAAAGACCUGGAUCUGGUGGCUCUGCCACAACUCUGCUUUCCAGGUGGGCUUCAGAUAACUAAGGAGCAAAAGGAAGAACAGUUUCACUUUCUAGUCUUCACUGACAUGUUUGGAAACCAGUCUCAUGGAGUAGUUCUCCAGUUCUCUAGAUUAAUACAGGAAGGACUGCAGAAUGGACACCGACACUUGUACAAGUCUCCACAACUCUACAUUGCUUAUGCAAUAUGUGUUAUAUCAAAACACCCAUAUUACAAUGCUCUCAGGGACUGUUUGUCCAGCCUUUUAGGUCAGCUCAAAAUCUGUCAAAUGACUGAUAUGGAAGAGCAAGUGAAGGAGUUCUCUGCUAAACUGGCUCUAGUUCCAGUUCCUCCUCCUGGUCAGCUGUAUGUGGUGUUCACCUUACAACCUCUGACGAUUGUCCUUCCAUCCAGAGAAGAUAAAAAUCAUCCUGUUAUUGACCUGGACUUACAUCUUCCACUCCUCUGCUUCAAGACCAGAGAGCUGCUGCAGAUUAUAGCCAGUAUACUCACAGAGCAGCGUAUGGUGUUCUUUUCCUCGGACUGGGCCAAACUGACCCUGAUCGUAGAGUGUUUCAUGCUGUAUAUUUGGCCCCUGCACUGGCAGCACCCUCUGGUGCCUAUACUGUCUCAAAAGAUGCUUGACUUUGUUAUGGCACCGACUGCUUUCCUCAUGGGAUGCCACAUCAGCCACUAUGAGGAAGUUGCCCAGUUAACCGAUGAUCUGAUUCUGAUCAAUAUUGAUGAGGGAACCGUGUCCUGCUCUGGCUGUCAUUACAUUGACGUCCCAGACACCCCACAGGCAGCUGCUGAGCGUUUCAAGUGUCGAAAGAAAGGUCUGCAGUUACACUAUGACCUGGAAGUGGUUCAUCAGAGAAACUGUUGCAAUCUUAAUGAGCUGCGGAUGCAGAGAAGCUGGCAACACAGUCUCAAUUUGGAUAUACAAAACAUCACCCUGGAGCUCAUCGUUAACAUGUUUAGAGAUGUCAGUGAUUACCUUAAUCAUGAACACAGAGUUUUUAACACUGAUGAGUUUCUGAAGACCAGGGAACCAGGCGACCAACCAUUUUAUAAAAAGGUCUUGGAAACGCACAUUUUCCACUCCUUCUUGAAAGAACGUCUGAAUGGAAAAAUAGAUAAAUUUACCCAAAUGGAUCUUAGUACUCAGACAGAAGACCAAAUAUUGAGCAAAUCGUUGGAUUACUCACGCAGACCCACCAUAAAGGAAAUAAAGAUUUUGCGAAGUGAGUCUUUAAAGAGUGGUUUGAGUAAACGUCUGGGCUCAAGUCUCCCUGACCUGGACAACAAGAAACACCUGACUUUGCCUAAACAGAUGUCUCCAACUAAGACCAUUCCUGAAAAGUCUAUGAAUACUCCAGUCAGGCCAGUCAAGAACUUCCAGCUCCCAGAAUUCCCUUCUCCCUUGACCUACCCCAAUGUGAUCCAUUACAUUGGAGAUGUUAUCCUUCAGCUGAACAAGGCCAUAUCAGCUAGCCCAGCUGUUGAUUCCUUCCUGCUAGCAAGAUACUUUUACCUACGUGGUCUCAUCAACAUGCUGUGCUCUAAGCGAUUGAAUGCCCUCAGUGACUUCCAGAACCUCUACAAAACAGAUAUUGAGAUUUUUCCUGAAGAGCUGGUGAAGACACUGACGGAUUCUCUGCAGAUGGAGGAGAGAGCCCAGGCAGAGAAGAGACCUGAGCUCAAAUCUCUCAUCUGUCAGGUGAAGAACAAUGAAAACAGCGAGCAUGUAGAAUCAGAUUGUCACGUGAGAAAGUUCGAGCUGCCCAAGACUCCCAUGCAGCUGGAGGAGUUUGUGACGUGCACUCAACAAUCUGGUAUUGUGCGGGACAUGGCCACUUCAGAAAGAUUGUUUGAAGCUCUCACUGUCGGUGGGCCGAAGCAUAUUAAUCCAGAGAUGUUCAGACUGUUUUAUACCUUCUGGAAACAGGCAGAAGCACAGGAGAUUGACCUGCCUGUUGAGGUUCUGGAACAUCUAGACAACAAUGAGUGUGUGUACAAGCUGUCCAGCUCUGUGAAGACCAAUUAUGGUGUUGGUAAAAUUGCCAUGACUCAGAAGAGGCUCUUUCUGUUGACUGUUGGCAGACGUGUAUAUGUUGAGAUUACCAAGUUUAGGGACAUUGAGGAAGUAAAGAUCUCCACUGCUUCAUUCUCACUUUUGAGGGUCCCAUCUCUAAAGAUCAAGAACAGCCUGAGGCAAGAAAUAUUUGAGGCUAAUUUAAAAUCCGAGUGUGAACUGUGGAACCUGAUGGUCAAGGAGAUGUGGGCUGGGAGAAUGAUGGCAGACAACCAUAAGGACCCCCAGUAUGUGCAGCAGGCACUGACCAAUGUCCUGCUUAUGGAUGCAGUGGUGGCCUGUUUAGAGACACAGAAGGCUGUGUGUGCUGCCUCCAAACUGGCCUAUAAUGAAAAGCAACGGCAAGAAGUGCCCAUGAUCAUCCCCAGACCCACAGCAGAGACUCUGAAACACAAGAUUAAUCCGUCCCAGUACAUGACGAACCCUCAGUCUGUCGAUGUCUUGCUGUACACUCCAGGCCAGUUAACUAUUCCAGACAAAGAUGUGGAUAGAAACCCUAAGCUCUGGUGUGCCCUCAGCUGUGGGAAGGUGGUUGUGUUUGAUGCAGUCAGUUGGUCCCUAAAGCAAAACUACAUUCAUUUAGGAGAAUCUCGACUGAACUGCAUGAUGGGAUUGGGGCAGGAGCAGGUGUGGAUUGGUUCUCAGGAUUCUGUCAUUUACAUAAUCAACACCCGCAGUAUGCUGUGUCAUAAACAGCUGACUGAGCACCACGGAGAGGUCACAGACUUCGCCCUGGAGAAACUGAAUACUGAGAACAGAUCAAGCCAAGCACAGGUGUAUUCCUGUAGUGCAGAUGGCACUGUGAUUGUUUGGAUCGUCCCCUCUUUGAAGGUGAAGAGGCAGUUUCAACUGUCCUGUGACAGACUGCAGUCCAUUCAGGUUUAUGAUGACGCCUUAUGGUGUGGUGCCAGGGAUUGUGUCAUGAAGCUGAGUCCCAGUGGAGCUCUGCUUUGUAAGAUUUCACUCCCAGAUGAUGUGAAAACCACAGCCUUCAGCAGGGUCACACUGCUUAUGGAGAGAAGACAGAUCUGGACAAGUUUCACAGACUCAGCAGAGCUUUGUAUAUGGGACUCCAGUGACCCCGUCAAACCACCUAAUCGGGUCACACUCCCCAACUGCAGUGGGGUCACCUGUAUGAUCAGAGUAAAGGAUCAGGUCUGGAUUGGUUGCAGUGGUGGGUCAGGCCACAGUAAGGUUGUGGGGAAGAUCUUUGUGUUGGACUCUGAGAGCCUGAAGGUUGAGAAGGAGCUUGAGGCCCACGAAGACACCGUUCAAGCUCUCUUCUCAGUGGAGGACCGAUACAUACUCAGCGGCUCUGCAAAACGUGACAGCAAAAUCGCCAUCUGGAGAGUAGAUUAAACAGGCUGACACAACUUUUAAGGUAUCAGCUUCACAAACAGGUGCAUCAGGAUCUGCGACACGCAAGUGGUCUCAACUUGGGAGAAGAAUUGUAUACACAGUUGCCCUUUAAAAGUUAUCCAAUAAUGGCACUAUGAAGACCAACUGGCGUAACUUGAAGGUUGCAAAUACUUCAUCAAGCUAGACAAGGGAGUGAAACAACUACUACAAGGCUUUUUUCUACAAAUAGUCCUAUGUUAAGAAUGCUCAGAUCUUUCUGGAAAUAUAUUUUUGUUUAGCCUGAAUAUAAGCAAAGUCUUUAAAGCUUGUGGCGGUGAAAUAUAAAUAACAAGUUUAUUGUAUCUUUCUGAAUUAAUUUGAAAGCUCUUAGUGCUUUGAAAGCUGUUCUUAUUCCAAGAAAGCUGAAUAUAGAAUCGGGUGAGGUUUGUGGAGCUGCCAUGUACACAGUUUCCUGAAAAGCCCUGGAUCAAAGGGAAUUGAGGUCCAAACACCAGCACAGCCUGAGGAUGGACUGCAGCUGUAAUGAGUAGAUUGUGUAACAGUGUGCCAGUCCUUGUGGUGUCUCUGGAGUGCCUUGUAAGAUUGUAUGAAACCCUUUUUGAUAGACACUACUAUCUCGGUUUUUGUUUUUGCAGAUCUGUAUUUAUUUUGUAUCUCAAAUGUUUUGGGGGAAUCUCACAUAGAAAUCCCUGGGUUGUAUAAGGUCUCAAUUUAUUGUGUUUUUUUUUUUUUUUUUUUUUUACUUUUUUAUAAUUGCAUUAAGUAAAAAGUAAAUAGAAAUAAAACAUAUUUUAGAGACAUUAAAUUGUGCUUGCAUUUUGAGAAUAUUUUAAUGGCAGUCAAGCACAUUUUCCCCAAAAAUUCUCAUUACUGCAUGCAAAAAUAUCAUUACUCUAGUAAUUUAAUUAUAUCAUCCUAUCUGUCACACUGUAUUUGUACUAAAAUAAGAAUAAAUUCAGUACAGCAUCAGUAAUAAUGCCCUUGGUUUAAAUACUAUAAGUAAUAAUUUGUUGUACAAAUAUAAUUGAAAUAAUGUAUUUUUGCAUUACAAUAAUGAGAAUAAAGGGGAUACAUUUGUAUUUAUUCAUAAAUAAGAAAAAGAACAAAAUAAUAUUUCUUAAAAACAGGCUUGUUUUUCUUACAAAUUAUAAUUUCUUUUAACUUUGAGGUAAAAUAUGACCAAAAAAAUUACUUUUCAAGUUUCAUUAGAUUCAUUUUGCUUUGUACCAUUUUUUCUCCUCUUAGAUAAGCCUUUCUUCGCCUUUGAAAACACACGUUAUUUAAUGUCACACCUUAAAAUAGCAAUACUGAUGUGGAGUCUGUGUUUGCCUUUAAUAUUCAA
Molecule: messenger RNA, 5253 nt
Organism: Labeo rohita (rohu)
Lineage: Eukaryota; Metazoa; Chordata; Actinopteri; Cypriniformes; Cyprinidae
Gene: dennd3b
Product: DENN/MADD domain containing 3b
Biological process (GO): regulation of Rab protein signal transduction
Cellular component (GO): cytoplasmic vesicle
Molecular function (GO): protein binding
Source: RefSeq, a predicted model, not a curated record